Molecule: messenger RNA, 1614 nt
Organism: Dreissena polymorpha
Lineage: Eukaryota; Metazoa; Mollusca; Bivalvia; Myida; Dreissenidae
Product: trichohyalin-like
Exons: 1
Coding region: 1-1614 (537 amino acids)
Source: RefSeq, a predicted model, not a curated record
AUGGAUGAUGUACACUUGACUGAAAGAGAACAAAGGCUGCUACGGAGAGAACAGCUUAAGGCAGAUAUUGCCCAGAAAGAAAGAGAGAUACAAGAGAGAACAAAUGAGAACAGAUUGAAAAAAAUAAAACAAAGGGACAGAAACAUAGAAAUGUUGCAAUUACAAGAAUUACAACGGCAAAGAAAUAAGCUGAUAGAGAAAAGGAGACACGCAAUACAAGAAAGGGAUGAGCAACAUAGAGUUGUUGAAGAACAGAGAAUAGAAUUAAGAGAUAAGCCUUUGAGGACCCAAAGUAGGACUUCAGACAUUGAAAGUCAAAGACUAAAGGAGACCGUGAUUGAUAUAGAAUAUGAGGACGAUGAAUUGAAAGGAGCAUGUGGGCAUACUAACAUCGAUUCGGAUAUCAAGAGACUGGAAUUCGGAGAAAACAGCAGAUAUACCGAAAGGACAUAUACAGAUCAGUCACUUAUUACAAUCAAUGAAUACGGAUAUGUCGACCGUGAAAGGACAAUGCCUAAGGACCAGAAUCAUUGUAAAUAUUUUGACCAGUUCUCAACCGUAAGCAAUGACACUGUAGACAAAGGAAUACAGUGGUUGCGAAGAAAGGAAAUUCAACUUGAAGAAGAACAUCAUGCGAAUUCUGAGGACAGAAUUAAAAUUGAGGGAGAGAUAGAUAGAACACAAUGUUACCAGUUGAUACACAAAUGCAACAAGAGGGAAAUAGACUUUGAAAUGGAAAUGGAAACUUUGCAGAAGCAAAUUGAGUUAAUGAAACUCGAGGAGAGGGAAGCAGUCAGAAAGAUACAGAUAAAGGAAGAGUUGAGAGAAACAAAACGAAAAGAAAAGCUACAAGCAGAACAAAGGAAGCAAAAUGAAGACAGAUUGAGGACACUCAAACAAGAGAAAUAUGAAUUAGAACAGAGUUUACUGGAAAUGCAGAGGGUUCUGAGCUCACUGGCUGAAGAAUUACUUGAUUAUGGUGAAGAGCGAAAUAAACCACAGGUCAGAAAGAUCAGUGAAAGCAAACAGGCUUUCAUAAUUAAACCAAAUAUACCGACAUUUACAGAACCAAGCAAUUUUCCAGAAUGGAAGAUAGAAAUUCAAAGUAUGCUUAGCUCCAACAUAUACCAUAGAGAAAUACUGAGGCAAGCUAUAAGAAAUGCAAUCGGUGGAAAACCCCGGAAGAUAUUGGCAACAUUGAAACCUACAGCCACAUCAGAAGAAAUAUUAGAGGCAUUAGAAAGUAAUUAUGGUGAUAUCAAAAGCGGAGAAUGUAUAAUGGAAGAAUAUUACAAAGCUAAACAAGAGAAAGAGGAAGACAUUUCUGCACGUGGAAUACGCCUUGAAGAGUUGGUACAGAAGGCUAUAGAUAGAGGUGAAAUACAAACGCACAGAAGGGAGCAAAUGCUACGAACACGGUUCUGGAAAUACCUAAGGAACAAAGAACUCAAGAAUGCAACGAGAAUAUUUUAUGAAUCGAACAUACCAUUUGAAGAAUUGAGAAAGAAGAUGAGACGAGAGGAACAGGACAUAAGUGUUUCUAAGGAAACAUCCCAACAAAUAAAUGUUCAUCAGAUUGAAGACCACACGAAAAUGACCUUAAAGAGCAGAUAA